AUGGACGAGACCUGGAUCCACCAUUUUGAUCCUGAAACGAAACAACAAUCGAUGACUUGGAAGCGAGCCUCCUCACCGACGCCAAAGAAAUUCAAAGUUUCAAGUUCGGCGGGAAAGGUUAUGGCAUCUGUUUUUUGGGACGCUCAAGGCAUAAUUAUGGUGGAAUAUUUGGAAAAGGGAGCCACUAUUACGGGCUCUUACUACGCAGACCAAAUAAGGAGAUUACGGGAGGCCAUUAAGGAAAAAAGACGCGGCAAACUUUAUCUUAUUACAGCGCCAAAACUACCAGAGGAGGUUACAAAGCAGUCGUUCCGUCUGAAGAUAUGGCGGCACUUGGAGACCAAUGGCCUGGCUAUGUUCCCAAGGCCCGUCUACAACCGUAUACCGAACUUCAAGGGCGCGGCCGAGGCUGCCGCGAAACUUGCCGAGUUAGAUGUUUUCAAAAACGCCAACACUAUCAAGGUCAACCCUGAUAAACCCCAAGAACCUGUCAGGGUUAUUUGCCUAGAAAAGCACAAAACCCUGUACGUGCCAGUGCCACGUCUGCAAAACGGUUUCCUCAACCGAUUGGUGUUACCUGAUGGAGAGACCAGGUUGGGAUCCAUAAGGAAGGCUGUCUCUCGUAACGGAAUGGAGACUUACGGUCAGCCAUUGAGUAUUGAAGAUUCGGUGUCCCUAGACCUCGUCGUCAUGGGAUCGGUUGCUGUAUCGAAGGAAGGAUAUCGUAUCGGUAAAGGAAAAGGAUAUGGCGACUUGGAGUUUGGUCUCAUGAUGCACAUGAAAGCUAUUAAGCCGAAUACUCUUGUUGCGACUACCGUCCACGACUGUCAGGUAUUCGAUACUCUACCCGCUGAGCUGUUCGGGCCCCAUGAUGUUCCCAUAGACCUUAUCAUCACACCAACACAGGUGAUAGAGACUCAACGCAUGAGUCAGAGGCCAGUGGGCAUCUUAUGGCAUCUAUUAUCCAAUCGUCGUAUUCAGCUAAUGCCGGUUCUUGGACAAUUGAGGGAGAUCGAAAUGCUCGCCGGUCGAGCGUGCACGCUGAAGGAGGAGGACACGGACGUGGAGGAGCGCGCGGGCGCGGCGCGGCGCCGCACGCGCCGGCGCACGCGCUCGCACAAGAGCCACAGCGAGGGAGAGGGUAACACGACAGAAGGUGAAGAAGGUAAACCCAAACCGCGUCGCACGCCUCGCCGCCGUAACAGUAAUAAGUCGGUCAGCAAAGAUGGAAAAGAAGGAAAGGAGGGUAAAGACGACAAGCCUAGACGUCCUAGGCGCCCGAAACCUGUGAUUGACUUCUCUGUGAAAAUAUCAAAUAUCGGUCCCAACACUCGAGUACGCGAUUUAAAACAAGCGCUAUCUGAACGAGGCGUCAAACCUCAGGUUAUGGUUUGGAAGGGCUUCCGUGGUUUCUGCUACUUACAUUUCUUCAAGCCCGGUCCACAAAAGGGCGAAGGUGACAACGUACCAGUAGCCAACAUGGAGAGCGUAUUAGCAGCUCUGUCGCAGAUGUCGGUGGGGGGGUCGGGGGGCGCGGACGAGCCGCGCGACGACAAGCCGCGCCUGCUGUGCGUGGAGCCCGCGCCGCCGCGCAGCGCCGCGCCCGCCGAGGUACAUUAAUUCGUGAGAGCCGAAGCGAUCGACACGGAGUCCCAACAUAAUAAUAAUUUCUAAUCACGCAUAAGAACGUUGCUCGCUUUAUUUGCACACGAUAGGGGGCUCUGUCGCAUUCCGAUACUAAUUGUUUUAGCUUUAAGGUUGAUUUUUGUUCGUGUCGUGCCAAGCUGCGGGUUUUCGUGUAGCUAGAAGCGAUGAAUUUCUACUUUAGGACCAAGUAACACUUUGGGAGCCAUACUUUUACUUAUUUUUAUUGCAAAAUAAUAUGUUUUCACUUCAAUAUUAUGAAUUUCGAAAUGAAGUUGUAAUGUUUUUGAAGUCUAAUAAAAGUACAGCGAUCGAUGCUAUUGAUCAUUCGUGAUUGUCAACAUAGAAAUGUCACUUUUUGACAAAUGUCAGUUAUUCUUCGCUUCGUUUAUUUUCUCGUUUUUUUCUCAUUCGCGUGGCACGACACUGUUCGGAGAGAGAGUGAGCUACAUAUAUUUACAAGUUAUAAAUUAUAUCUCUAUGAAUGUUUUAGUUGUUUCUCUAGUCUUAAUAUUAGAUUAAUAUAUAAUUAUAAUAACUAUGUUUACGACUCCUCGUUUUCAAUGCAAAUACUUUAAGCAUUCUUCCGUAAUUGUAAAAGAUGCUAUAUUUUAGUAUAGAGGAGUAGUUUCAUUGAUGGUUUUAUUAUGAAAAAUACUUGAGGGUGCUUUCGUAAACGGAAAUCCGAACGAAAUUUUAUUAAAUUAGUUUGAAAUGGAUUUGAUUAGUUUUAAGAGAUAUUUAUUUUGAAAGUUUUCUCUACGUUCGGAUUUCAGUUUUCAUUCUUGUAUAUUUGUGCCAACUUAUAAUAGCAAUAUUUUUUAAUAGAGUUAGAAAAAGAUUUCUCUCGUUAGUGAUGUGAAUUAAUUCGUACAUAUCGAUGUGGGAAGUUGGUAUAAAUAUUUUUUUAAACUAAACUUUACUUUUCUCAGUAUUAGGCAACGAGUCAUUUUAGUCUCGGAGAGUAAUAUAUACUUCAUAAUAUAUUUAAAUUAUUUAUGGCGAAGGUACUUCGCUAAUCCUAUGGUAUCUUAGUGAAAAAAAAAAACAUGUAUUUUAUAUAUAGAACUGUGGGAUCUGUAUUGAUGUAUUUUUCGAAAUUUUUCGUUACUAAAAUGAGUACAUACUAGCUUCGUAUACGAAAAAAAAAAAUCUAUUUUUCUCAUUUAGUGCGUAAAAGGUAUAUUUUUGUGCGUUUUUGUCGUUAUUAUUUGCAAUACUAAAUAUGUUUUCAUAGAAAAUAUUAUUAGUUGUAAUUUAAGAGGUAUUUUAGAGGGAUCUGAUUGGUAGGUUAGAAGCUCGACAAGAACGUACACAAUGCACUAUAAAAUUUUCAAAUUAUGUUAUUACUGCAAGCAUAAUAGUUUUUUGCCUACGUUGUUAACACUGCUGUGUACUUUUUUUAUUUGUAUUCCUAUAACGUUGAGUAGCGCGCAUGAUGUUUUUUUUUUUGUUUUGUAUUUUUUUUUAAAUAAAUUUAUUUAACACUUGUUUUUUUUUCUUUCCUAUAUAUAGUGAAGUUAAUUAAACUUGAUACUUGAAACUGAAUGUUGUGAUGUAAUACCGAUUAGAAUUGAAAGUCAAAUUAUAUUCUAUUUUUCUAGUGA
Melitaea cinxia (Glanville fritillary) is the source of this 3251-nucleotide messenger RNA. It is a transcript of the gene lost, whose product is annotated as methenyltetrahydrofolate synthase domain-containing protein. The record is from RefSeq and is a predicted model, not a curated record. Gene Ontology annotation, cellular component: cytoplasm. The transcript has 13 exons. Gene Ontology annotation, molecular function: nucleic acid binding. NCBI's taxonomy places the organism in Eukaryota, Metazoa, Arthropoda, Insecta, Lepidoptera, Nymphalidae. Bases 1 to 1620 code for a protein of 539 amino acids.